Molecule: messenger RNA, 663 nt
Organism: Aureobasidium namibiae CBS 147.97
Lineage: Eukaryota; Fungi; Ascomycota; Dothideomycetes; Dothideales; Saccotheciaceae
Product: histone-fold-containing protein
Exons: 1
Biological process (GO): transcription initiation at RNA polymerase II promoter; RNA polymerase II preinitiation complex assembly
Cellular component (GO): transcription factor TFIID complex; nucleus
Molecular function (GO): protein heterodimerization activity; transcription coactivator activity
Source: RefSeq, a predicted model, not a curated record
CGACCACCCAAGAACCGCGGCGACACUGCCAGUCUCAUCGACGGCGAUGGCGGUGGGCGCAAAGGCACUUCCACAAAUACCCCCAACAACGACGAUGCCAACGACAACGAUGCCAACAGCGAAGACGACGAAGACGGCGGCGACGACGUCAACACCCUCGAAGGCGGCAAAUUGACCAAAGCAGCAAUGGACGCAGAAAAAGAGCGCAAGGCCAUGUUUAGCACACACAUCCACCCCGCUCACGCCGAAAUCUACGAAACCUGGAAUCGCAUACAUCUGAAAAAGGAAGUCGUGCGCAGACUAGCCAAUCAGACACUCUCGCAAUCUGUUCCUGCCAGCGUCGUCACAACCAUCAAUUCGUACACCAAAGUUUUCGUGGGAGAGAUUGUGGAUCGUGCCAGGGAAGUUCAGAAAGAGUGGCUUGCUGCUGCUGAAAAAUUGCCGACCGGUGAUAAAAACGAGGAGGCAUUUGGUAAGGAUGGCGAAGGAGAGCCGAAGGUCAGGGAACGUGAUCGAGGACCACUGCUACCCGAUCAUUUACGUGAAGCACUCCGGAGAUACAAACACGACAGAUCUGGAGGUACCGUGGGUUUCACCGGCAUCAGUCUGGAAGGCAGAGAAUCCGCUGCUGUCAGAAACGGCGGUAGGAGACUUUUCAGAUGA